AAAGACAAUUAUUUUGCUUAGUAUAGCAAGAGGUAGUAGUUUAAAUAUCAACUGACUAUCGUAACUGAAACCAUCAGUUAUGUGGAUUUCUUUUUUUCUUUUUUUUUGGCUAUAUUAAGUUUUUAGAAAGAGGCAAAUUACAAAAGGUAUUGUGGAUUUAUUAAAAAAAAAACUUUGGGGUUAUUUACUUGGUUGGUAUGAAAUCAGUACCAUCUCUUCUGUUUUCUGGGCAUUUAGGCCAUACAAUUAGAAUUGAUUUCUGAGUGAUAGCCUGGAGACUCUGCAGGAAUCUCACUUAUCAAAAAAAAAUUUAAUUAUAUUCUUAUAUUGUACUUACUAAAGGAGAAAAGUAAGGGAGUAUACUUCACAAAGAAUUCCUCAAGAAAAGUUUUGAUAACCUCAGUUACUUAGAUUUACACACCUCAAUAAUUCAGAUAACCCGUUUCUCAACAGACUACAUGACAGAGAUUUAUGGUAUAACAACAGUUUAUGUUUAGGGGUGUGUGUGUGUGUGUGUGUGUAUAAUAUAUAAUAUACAUAUAUAUGUAUUUCCAAUUACCUCCAAGUUCAUUGCACAGUCAGAAGAGGUUUUCAUUUAAAAUUUUGAGUUGGGAGAAUUACACAUAUGGUAUUUGAAUCACAAAUCAUGCUGGAUAAAAUGAAAGAAUCCAAUGAUGUAUACACAGAAGUACUAAACACAGGAGGCUGUGUUUACCUUAACAGAUUCCAGGCUGUUUUGCAACAGAUAUAAGGGGUGGAGGGUGGCUAGACUAUGGAAUCCAAAGGAUCCCUGCCAACCCUGACAUCCUGUGACCUAUGAAAUGAUGACAGCUCAUUGGCCAGACCUUGAGGCUUUUUGCUUUCCAGUGUCUGUUCUCAGUAACAGGUAAAAUGCUGAAAAACACACAAAUGUAAAAUGCCACCCAAAGUAAAAAAAUUACAGUGAGAUAAUAAAACACAUCACAAAGAAUUUAAAUAUGUUCAGUAUGAAGGCAAUGGUAUAGAAAAAAAGAUGUUAGUUUCUUUUCAUGUGAACUCACAAUUUUUGCUUUAUGAAAAACAAAAGGAAGCUUAUUCUACAAAAAUAAUUUCACUUGCUAUUAAAAAAACAAAAGCCCCAGUAUAAUCCUCCUUGCUAUGGUUUUAAGAACAAAUUGUACAAAGCUAUUUGGGGAAAAAAGAUAAAGGAACACUGAAUUAAAGUCUUACUGGUUUCUCAAUCUGUUCUUUAGCAGGGUAGUUUGCAUGUGACAUCUCACAUGAUAAUUGUUUCCAAACUCAGGGGAAACCACUAGUAAUCUCUGAUAAACUUGUCAGGGUGCAAAGAACCAUAACAUAAUAUUAUUGAGUCAAAGGGUCAUUCAUCUGUAAAAAUGGUGAAAAUUACAAUUCUAGAUUUUUUUUCUUAAAAUUAAAAAAUAAUCCUUAUAUGAUGAAACACUGUUUUUCCAGUUGAAAGCUCUAACUCAGGUCAUCUUCCUUCUCAGCCUUUGUGUCUCCACUCUGGCCCACCCUGCAUGGCUGACUCCUUGUCAUCUUUCUAAACUCAGUUCUUUCAGGAUGUCUUCUCUCCCCAACAUCCCUCACCAUCUUCUUCAUCUCUUCUUCAGAUAUUAUUAAUUUCUCCUGAAUACCACUACUGUGGUAUUUUUUACCCCUCAAUUGGUGUGUGUGCAUGUGCUCUAAUUUAGACUGUGAGCUCCUUUAAGAAUACAGCCUAUAUUUAAAAUUAUUCAUGUCUGUUCCCCCAGAACUUAACACAUGCUUCACAUACACUGGGCGUUCAGUCAACAUUUCUAAUAUAAGCAAAUAUGAGCUUAGAAACAUUAUGAUAAUUAGAGCAGUGAAUGAGACACAGUCUUCCAUCUGAGACAAAUACAUGAGACACAGGAGCCAAAAAAUAAUUAUUUAGGCUGAUGUGACUUCCUUCUCUCCAUAAUGGAAUAAUGGUGUAACAGUGCAGGCCUUCUUUGAAGGCAGGGAAACUAAUCAGAGAAUAUCGACUAUCUUGGUUCAUAAGUAGGUACACCUGGGAGUACCAAGCCAGGGAAACAUGAGCUCUGUACAAUGCAAAACACUUUUUUUUUUUUUUUUUUUUUUUUUUGAGAUGGAGUCUUGCUCUGUCGCUCAGGCUGGAGUGCAGUGGCGCAAUCUCGGCUCACUGCAAGCUCCACCUCCCAGGUUCAUGCCAUUCUCCUGCCUCAGCCUCCCGAGUAGCUGGGACUACAGGCACCCACCACAACACCUGCCUAAUUUUUUUUAUUUUUAGUAGAGACUGGGUUUCACCGUGUUACCCAGGAUGGUCUCGAUCUCCUGACCUCUUGAUCCGCCCACCCUGGCCUCCCAAAGUGCUGGAUUACAGGCAUGAGCCACGGCGCCCAGCCGCAAAACACUUUAUUAAACAUAGAGAAAAAUAACUGGCAUGCAAGGAUUUCUACCCAGUCGUCAUUUGCCUUGAAGGACUUUUCACCCUUACCAUGACAGCCUUGUACGUGUGGGUGUGUAAGUGAGGGUGUGGGAGAGUAGGGAGAAGGUGGCUGUGCCCAAGUGUCAGAGAGAGGCAUACUGGCCUCUAGGGUGGCAUCCUUAAUGCAUUUUCCUACAGAACUGAUGUCAAAUGGGUCACCUCAAAGGUUCAUCUCACUCAUUCAUUCAUUCCCUUCAAGGCAAUGGCCCGUCUACCGUAUAUCCCAUUUUAGAGACCCUCUGUGUUAUCCACACAUUCCACUUCUUUUACACUCCCCACCUCCAAGGGGUAUGCACAUUCUGUCCGUUUUACUCAAUAAACAUUUUUCUUCUCUACUGCUUUGGCUUUGGGCCUCCUGACGUUUCCACACUCUAGCAACAGCUCCCUCUUUGAACCACUGGAAAAGCCUCCUGACUGGCCCUCCUGCCACAUGAUGUCCUCCAUGUGUUGCAAGAAGCCUCUUCCUUAAGUCAAUUUUUUUUAAAAAAAUCACAAACACCUGCUUCAAAUCUGUUCUCUUUCCUUUCCUUCCUUACUUCUUUUUCUUUUUUUCUUUUUUUUUUUGGAGGAGGACUUCUUGCUAAUUGAUAAUAUUUAAUAUUUAAACUCCUUAGAGUCACAUAUGACUUCAUAAAUUGGCUCCAACUAAUUUUUUUCCAGCUUCAUAUCCUGGUACUCAAAGUCAUGUACAAUUUUUUCAUUGCAUAAAAUGUCUCAUCCUUCUCUAAAAAUAACAGCCCUUGCCAUAAAUUCCUGCUUUUGUAACAUGAAACUGCUUUCUUUUGGAGUGAGACCAAUUUUCACCUGGAAGAUGCUCAUCCUUCAACAUCCAGCUUGUCUCCUCCUUAGGAAAACAUCCUCUGUUCUGUUGGUGAUACUAAAGGCAGUACCCUGAACAUGUCUUUGUAAAAGGUUUUGCCUUUAGUAUUGUGAUUACCCAUUCACCUGUCUAUCCCUUUCCAGAAACAUGAGCUCCUCAAGGGCAGGCUCCAAAUCUGACUUUCCUACUAUGCACAUAGAAUGGUAUUUGCCAUGUAAGAAACAAAUCCUUACUGUUUGGGGAAAAAACAAAAGUACAAAGAAUACAACUCUAAAAUGAACAAAACAAAUGAUAAUAUGCUGUUUAGAAAGUGUUGAAAAACUAGGCAUGGUGGCUCACACCUGUAAUUCCAGCACUUUGGGAGGCUGAAGUGUGGUAGAUUGCUUGAGCCCAGGAGUUGGAAGCCAGCCCGGGCAAUGCAGUGAGACCCCGUCUCUAUUAAAAAAAAAAAAUACAACAAUUAGCCGGGCAUGGUAGAUUGUGCCUGUAGUUCCAGCUUUUCAGGAGGCUGAGAGAGGGGGACUGCUUGAGCCCACGAGGUCGAUGCUACAGUGAGCUGUGAUUAUGCCACUGCACUCCAGCCUGGGUGACAGGAUAAAACCCUGUCUCAAAAAAAAAAAAAAAAAGUGUUGAAAUCAUUUCUUUCAUAUCAUGUGUUAAAUAGGUUUUGAAGGGCUGGCCUUGAAACCUGACAGCUUUGAGCCAUCGUGUAUCCAUGGGAGUAGGCAUUCUAGGUUCCAAACAGCACACUUAGAAAUGGACUUUGGAACACAACGUGCUACCUCAAGGCUCCACCUGGUCACACAGCAGGCACUGAGGCUGGGAGACAGCCCCCAGACAGAUGAGUGUCCGCGCCUCUCUGAGAGGUGAAUGAGCCCGAGGGGUCCCUACCUACCAAGUCCUGAGGAGCAGCGGCGCCAACGACGCAGGCCCCCCCCCCAGCCCGCCAGUGAGCCGCCCAUGCCCUCUGCUCACCAGGCCUGCUCGGGCCCCCGCCAUGCUGAUCACCGUGUACUGCGUGCGGAGGGACCUAUCCGAGGUCACCUUCUCUCUCCAGGUCAGCCCCGACUUUGAGCUCCGAAACUUCAAGGUCCUCUGUGAGGCGGAGUCCAGAGUUCCUGCCGAAGAGAUCCAGAUCAUCCACAUGGAGCGACUCCUCAUCGAGGACCACUGUUCCCUGGGCUCCUACGGCCUCAAAGAUGGCGAUAUCGUGGUUUUACUGCAGAAGGACAAUGUGGGACCUCGGGCUCCAGGGCGUGCCCCGAACCAGCCUCGUAUAGACUUCAGCGGCAUUGCGGUGCCCGGGACGUCCAGCUCCUGUCCGCAGCACCCUGGACAGCAGCAGCAGCGCACACCCGCUGCCCAGCGGUCACAUGGCUUGGCGUCAGGAGAGACGGUGGCCGGCCCGCAAGGUCUGGGCAGCCCUGCCCUGAUCCGCAGCAUGCUGCUCUCCAACCCGCACGAUCUGUCCCUGCUCAAGGAACGCAACCCUCCCUUGGCAGAAGCCCUGCUCAGUGGAAGCCUUGAGACCUUUUCUCAGGUGCUGAUGGAGCAGCAAAGAGAAAAGGCCUUGAGAGAGCAAGAGAGGCUUUGUCUCUACAUGGCCGACCCACUGGAUUCGGAAGCUCAGGCCAAAAUAGAAGAGGAAAUCCGGCAGCAGAACAUUGAAGAAAACAUGAAUAUAGCAAUAGAAGAGGCCCCCGAGAGUUUCGGACAAGUGACUAUGCUCUACAUUAACUGCAAAGUGAAUGGGCAUCCUUUGAAGGCUUUUGUUGACUCGGGCGCCCAGAUGACCAUUAUGAGCCAGGCUUGUGCCGAGCAAUGUAACAUCAUGAGGCUGGUGGACCGACGGUGGGCUGGGGUUGCUAAAGGAGUGGGCACACAGAGAAUUAUUGGCCGUGUUCAUCUAGCUCAGAUUCAAAUUGAAGGUGAUUUCUUACAGUGCUCUUUCUCCAUACUUGAGGAUCAACCCAUGGAUAUGCUUCUAGGCCUAGAUAUGCUCCGGAGACAUCAAUGUUCCAUCGAUUUGAAGAAAAAUGUGCUGGUCAUCGGCACCACUGGCACGCAGACUUACUUUCUUCCUGAGGGAGAGUUGCCCUUAUGCUCUAGGAUGGUAAAUGGGCAAGAUGAGUCUUCGGACAAGGAAAUUACACAUUCGGUCAUGGAUUCAGAACGAAAAGAGCAUUAAAGCAUGCUAUAAAUAUGUUACCACCUUGAGGGAGCCUCAGGUCCCCAGAAAUUAUAUAAGAGCUCACUGGCAAUGUAAUCAUUAAAAAACAUCAGUAACAACUAAA
This is a messenger RNA of Pongo pygmaeus (Bornean orangutan), 5581 nucleotides long. RefSeq names its product DDI proteasomal shuttling factor 1 (gene DDI1). Gene Ontology annotation, biological process: proteolysis. The transcript has a single exon. Gene Ontology annotation, molecular function: protein binding; aspartic-type endopeptidase activity. NCBI's taxonomy places the organism in Eukaryota, Metazoa, Chordata, Mammalia, Primates, Hominidae. Bases 4285 to 5475 code for a protein of 396 amino acids. The record is from RefSeq and is a predicted model, not a curated record.